Vicia faba (fava bean) is the source of this 315-nucleotide messenger RNA. NCBI's taxonomy places the organism in Eukaryota, Viridiplantae, Streptophyta, Magnoliopsida, Fabales, Fabaceae. The record is from the annotation of a GenBank genome assembly.
AUGGAUAUCUUUUUUUGUUCACAUGGUUGUCUAUUAGGCUUACCAAAUACUCGCGGUAUUGACGAAGGUGAGUUUAUAUUGAUGAAGGAUAAACUUUGGAUAAAUAGGGAGAAUCUUCGGUUUCAACUUUCCGAGGUCAUGGCAGCGGUGUCAAGAAAUACCUCAUUACAGACCGAGGAAGUUAACGCUAAAAUGCUUUCUUCAAGAAUUGACAAUCCUGUCAGUAAGUUUAGUGGUUUCUGUCAAGGUUUAGGAAGGAGUGAACAAAUACAAAAUCAAGAUGUAUCCUUUGAGAAAAGUUUCAAGUUACCAUAG